AUGUCGGAAAAACCCACUCAGAGUUUAUCUCUCGACCAGGAUAUCGACCAGGAUACCCUGUGCAGAAUCCAAGCUCGACUAGCGCAUAUCACGCAGCUCUGGACCGCUGGAAAACCCUUCUUCCCUCGCACCUUGCUCGAGGACUUGAACCGGCAGAUCGACGAAGGCGCAGAGGAAGUGUAUAUCAACGACCUGGAUGACGUGUCGCAGAAAUAUAGUCUCAAGGUGCCGAGCUGGUGCUCUGAUUUCGCCAGUAGCACCUACCGCAUCAACUACUCCAGCAUCCAACACCUCGGCCACCUCACACCCAUCUGUCCGGAACUGGCCCUUCGUAACGACCACACUCCCGUCUCAAUCGUGUACGCGCGCUCCGUACUCUUGCCGUACUGCAGUAAUCUCGAGCAAGUACGUGCCCGAUUCAUCCAGACGCGCGACCUCUGGCUGGCAAGUUCUACUUACCGCGACCUGAACCGCAUCAUAUCUACCCUGCCGCUAAACGUCCCGAUCACAAAGAUCGUCUGCUUUGCGCUGGGCACGCUCGCCCCGCUAGACGACUUAGACAGUGAGGGGUCCGUGUCUCUCGACAACUCCUCGAACGCAAGCCCGAUCAGCUGCUCUUUCGCCUGGCAUGUAACCCGCGCACAUGUGCAACAUGCCGCUGUCGAAACAAUUCGCACGGCGCUGAAGAAUCGAGGCAUGCUCGGUCCCUUGGGGGUGAAAUGCUACGCGCAAGACCCCGCAUAUGACACUGUGGACUGUGAGUUUCUGGCCAGCAUAGACAUCACGGUGUUGGAUGAUCCGAAAGGGUUUCUGGAGGUGGAUGCCAAUACGCUGGUCGUGUCUGUCAGUCCCAAUGUACCUGUCAGGCAGAUCGUGGCGGACGUGCAGUGGCCGGCCGCGAUGGUGUGGAAUACCGUGGCGCUGGUGGAGAAGGAGACGGAGGGCUGGGUGAAGAAUGUAGUGGAGAAUGGUAAGGUGCGGUGGUUAAGUCCGUUUACUACAGAUCCCGACUGUGCGCGCGUGAGAAACAUGAUCAAAGGGUAUGCGAGCGCUACGUUGGACGAUGCGAAUGACUUCUUCGGGGAUAUGACCAUCUACAUGAAAUGA
Aspergillus affinis is the source of this 1107-nucleotide messenger RNA. Its product is annotated as SRR1 family protein. The transcript is spliced from 3 exons. The record is from RefSeq and is a predicted model, not a curated record. Lineage: Eukaryota; Fungi; Ascomycota; Eurotiomycetes; Eurotiales; Aspergillaceae. The coding region runs from base 1 to 1107 and encodes 368 amino acids.